Prunus armeniaca (apricot) is the source of this 261-nucleotide messenger RNA. The record is from the annotation of a GenBank genome assembly. Lineage: Eukaryota; Viridiplantae; Streptophyta; Magnoliopsida; Rosales; Rosaceae.
AUGAGUCGAAGAAACAGAGGAAAUGAGCAUCAUUGGGAGUGGCUGGACGCACUCACUUGUGCAAGAGGAAAAGAACUAAUUCUUGGGUUGGUGAGAAGAAUGAGAGCAAUGGAAGAGAACCUAAAGUUAAUAGAAGAACAGAAGAAAGAAGUGGAAGGUAAGCUGAAAAUGGAGGAGAGAGAAAAGAAGGAAUUAGAGUACAAAGUUGGAGAAUUAGGCAAGCAGAAAAGACUGUUGGAAGAGAAAAGAAUAGGCCAAUGA